AUGUUCGUACCAAGGAAAAAAAAGACUAAACCCAGUUUAGAUAGCGAUUCGAGCACAACAUUUUCUACUACAUCAUCCACCUUCAUAAACAACGAUACGCUUUCGAAAGUACUCGAUCCCAGUGACCACGUUUUAAUGGACAAUUACAACAUAUUACAUUAUAUUUUUAAAUAUACUUGGAAAGCAAACUUCUCAGCUCCAGUGCACGAAGCACUACUAUCAGGUAUAAACGUUUUGGAUAUUGGCUGUGGCCCAGGUACCUGGAUACUUGAUAUGGCUACUACCUAUUCCAAAUCUACAUUCUAUGGACUCGACAUCUCACCAACCUUUCCCUCACAAAUUAAGCCAGUGAAUGCCGAAUUUAUACUUGCUGACGCACUCGAGGGUCUCCCGUUCGAGGACAAUUUUUUUGGCCUUAUUUAUUUAAGAUUUUUGAACAAAUCGUUCACAAAGGAUGAUUGGCGAACCAAAUUACUAGAUGAACUAAUGAGAGUCACUAAUCCUGGUGGGUGGAUUGAAAUGAUGGAAAGUGGACUAGUUCUGCUCAAUCCAGCACCUAAUCUGGAAAAAGUAUGGAAUGCAGGCCGCGUGUUGCUUGAGGAGAAUGGAGUUUGGGUUGAUAUGGCCUAUGAAUUGGAAAAUCUAUUGAAAUCGCAUCCACAAAGUUUGAAUGUCACGUUUCAGGAAGUGUGGCAUGCAGUGGGUACAUGGGGAGGCAAAGAUGGAGAAAUUUGGGCUGAUCAUAUGAUUCAGUCUGCUACCCUCACCAGUCAGUCGUUGUUACAGUAUUGGGGAAUGUCACCCGAAGAAUUCCAAAAAUUUGUAAGAGAACUUUCAGAGCAGCUGCACAGUUUCGAUUACAAUACCAGUUUCAGUACAAUAAGGGUGUUUUGCCAAAAGGCUCGAACGUAA
Molecule: messenger RNA, 912 nt
Organism: Paraglomus occultum
Lineage: Eukaryota; Fungi; Glomeromycota; Glomeromycetes; Paraglomerales; Paraglomeraceae
Source: the annotation of a GenBank genome assembly